AUGCCCCAUGUCACAAUGACUAUCGAAAACCAAUACGAUGUUAUUAUAAUUGGGGCCGGUCCAGCGGGGCUAAUGGCAGCUACCUGGCUCUCCCAAGCAGGCGUCAAGACUCUGGUUGUUGAGAGGGAUCAAUUUCGCACCCAGGCUGGACACGCUGACGGUCUCGAGGGUAGAACUCUUGAGAUCUUGGACAGCUUUAAAAUUGGCGAUGCAGUCUGUUCGGAGUCCAACCCCACCAUUGAAGUCUGUCUGUGGACCGACUCGCACGACGGGAUCCACAGGGAAAGUAUGGCAUUAAACCAUAAUCCCGGGCUCUCUAGAUUCCAGGAAUGCACGCUUGGUCAGGGCCGAAUCGAAGAGCAUCUUCUUAGCUUCAUCAAGAACCAUGGGGAUGUAAAGGUUAAAUGGGGCACCGUUCCAACAUCAAUUCACAUUAACGAAAGCCGUGUCCAAAGCAGUAACGGUAACCCGGUUGAAGUUAAAUUGAAAGAAUGGCGCGGUGAGAUUGGUCAAUACAAUGGGCUAGAGGCCGAGAUAGAGUCCGUCUUUCAGACAAAAUAUGUCAUCGGUUGCGAUGGGGCCAAGAGUUGGGUCCGGAAGCAUUUCGGCCUCUCCCUCGAAGGCGAAUCUUCAGAUGAGCAUUGGGGGGUGCUUGAUUGCAUCCCCGUUACAGACUUUCCUGAUAUUCGCAAACGAUGUAUCAUCAAGUCGAGGGCAGGGAAUCUAAUGAUCAUUCCCCGAGAGAAUCGACUAGUGCGGUUUUAUAUCCAGUUAUCGCCAACAAUGGCUGCAAAAUUCAGGAGCAACUAUCACCCUGCUGCUCUAGUUAUAGUUGCUAAGGCCAUUAUGCAACCUUACAUGUUUGAGGCGGCAAACCUUCAGUGGUCCACGAUUUACACGGUUGGACAUCGCGUUUGUCCCACAUACUCGAUACAAAACCGCGUAUUUCUCGCAGGAGACGCAGUCCACACACAUUCACCGAAGGCCGGGCAAGGCAUGAAUGUCAGUAUGCAAGAUACGUAUAACCUUGGCUGGAAGCUGGCAAGCGUUGUGAAGGGAAUGGCCACCCCGGAGCUACUUCACACCUACGAAAGUGAACGGCGUCCUGUGGGAGAUAGAUUGGUCUCCUUUGACAAACAGAUGUGCCGAGGGAUCUGCACCCCGUCCAAAGUAGACAAAGCUCUCACAUCUCGCGGUGAGGCCAGCCCGCUGAAAUUGUCGCUCAGCGAGGAAAACUCCAGCGCAUCUGGUCUCGGCGUGACAUACGAACCCAGCCUCUUAAUCGCGGGUUCUGAGCAUCGGCAGCCGGUCACCAAGACAGAAUCUACCCAUCCUCUGAGCAAGCCUCACCUCGCGAAGGGUAUCAAAGUUGGCAGUCGAUUCCCGAGUUAUAAAGUCCUUUCCCAGAGUGACUCUCGCCCAUGGCAUCUUCAGCAAAGGCUUCGCAGCACAGGCCAGUGGAACCUAGUCGUCUUCGGGGGCAGUAUUGCGGACGAAGGACAGAGGGAUCGAGUGGAAGGCUUUGCGGCAUCACUUUCACGGCCGGAUUCGUUUUUCACCAAGAUCAACCAGAACAUCCACCAUUCUUUAGUAGGAUCGAUUGCUGCCCAUCUGGUUCAUUCGUCCUGCCACGAGAAGGUAGAACUCAUGGAGCUUCCCGAGAUAUUUCGGCCAUUUCACCCCGAAGGCGGAUAUGAGUAUGAUCACGUAUUUGCGGACGACGCUGGCUAUGGGGAGGGCUGCGGUCAUGCAUAUGAAUCGUAUGGCAUCGCGUCGCAGGGAUGCUUAGUGCUAAUACGCCCUGAUCAGCAUGUUGCUUUUGUUGGCGAUUUGGAGGAUACCGCGGCGUUGGAGGCGUUCUUUGCGCGGUUUUCUGUUCCUUUGAUUAAACAUGCGUGUUAG
Molecule: messenger RNA, 1902 nt
Organism: Aspergillus affinis
Lineage: Eukaryota; Fungi; Ascomycota; Eurotiomycetes; Eurotiales; Aspergillaceae
Product: 2-polyprenyl-6-methoxyphenol hydroxylase
Exons: 6
Coding region: 1-1902 (633 amino acids)
Molecular function (GO): FAD binding
Source: RefSeq, a predicted model, not a curated record